GAUAAAAUCCAUCAGCAACUGCUCGAGCGCCACUGUGUUGCGACCUGGGUUCCCUGCAUUUGGCACCAUUAGAAACUAUUUGAUGAUCCUUCUAUUCUCCUGUAUGAUAUAAGCCUUGAGUUGUCCCUUCCGAGACAAAGACCAAGUAGCCGGAAGCUGGCAUGGACGAAAGCACGCGGGACGCGAAGGCGGUGGCAAGAGCUGCCAAGCACCAGGAGGACGUGGAGGCGGCUCAGGUCCGUGAGAGGGCGCGCCUGGCCGCACUACGACUUGAGGGGGAGGCCGCGGCAGCGGCGGCAGCCGCCGCCGGCCGCGCUCACACAUCAGGAGCUGCUUUAGCCAGCACCAGCACCGGCAACGGCACAAGCAGCGGAAAAACAGCAGCAGCGCCAGGUGGCGGCGGCGGUGUUGCGCCGGAGCGGGAGCGUGAUGAGCUCGAGGCGCAGUUCAUCUCUAGCGAGGUGGCGGAGGUACGGGCCAAGUUGCCGCGGGAGGGCCAGCGAGAACGGCUGCGGAGCGCCACGGAGGACUGCGUGCAGGUGGUGAUCAGCGCCAGCCGGGUGCGCAGCGUGCUGCUCAAAGCCUUCUUCCCCACCGGCUACCCAGCAACCCCCCUGGCACUGGAGCUGGAGGCCCUGGCGGCGCCGCCACCCGGCAGCAGUGGCGGCAGUAGCAGUAGCAGCAGCGGUCUGGGCUGUAGCCUGGAGCUCAAGACCGUCAAGGAGAAGUCUGGUCUGGUCGAGGUGGUCCUGCGGGCCGGCGGCGGCGGCGGCGGCACCGGCACCGGCGGCGGUUACUUCCUGGACCUGCGCUGUGUGGUGCCGGAGGCAUACCCAGACGCUGGCGUGGAGCUGCACGCCGCCGGAUCCAACCUGCCAGCUGACUUGCUGACGUCAUCACUGGCGGGCGCCGCCGACCUCGUCCGGCGGCUGGCGGAGCCGCCGCCGGCUGUAGUGCGAGUGGACGUGGCGCGCGCGGGCGCGGGCACGGGUUGUAGCAACCCCGGCAGCGGCAGUAGCAGUGCAGCGUCGUCGGCGUCGGCCACGCCGCAGCGGCGGCGCGGCGCCGCCGCGCAGCAGACGGCGCACAGCCAAGCCAAGGCGGCGGCGCUGGCGGCGGCGGCGCAGGAGGGCGCGGCGGCGCGGGAGGCGGCGCGCGCGGCGGCGGCGGCGGCGCACGAGCCGCGGCCCAGUCUGUGGGCCGCGGUGUCUUACCUGGGUAGCCGCUGUGUGGGGCUGCUGUGCGAGGGGCGCUGUGUGGCGUGCGGCAAGCGGCUGCUGCCGACCGACCCCGCCAAGCAGGACCAGGUGCCGCCCGGGAUGCACCUACUGCGGCUGGUCACGUGCGGGCACUUCUUCCACCACAAGUGCAUAGAGGGCCUGCUGGCAGAGCCGCCGUUCGGCCGCGACGGCUGUCCGGUGCCGGGGUGCGGCGAGCGCAUCAGCCACCACCACCUGGUCACGGAGCCGCAGGUGCUGGAGGCGCGGUGGGCGGGCCGGCAGGCGCGGCGGCGAGAGAUUGAGGACGCGGCGAGCAUACUGGGGCUGUGAGGGUCGUGGUGAGGUGUGGCGUGACCUUGUGUGUGGUGUGAAUGUUUCAUGUGGGAGUUGUGCGUCUGUAUACCGGUAUGUUUGGGAGGGAAGGAAACACGCAAGACUUGUUGUGCCUGUUGGUGUGUGUCAGGGCCGUUUGGGUGGCGCAGCGUGUCAGGCACCGCAGGAGUGAGCAUAGCGGAGCAGUCCCUCUAAAUAUGAAAACAUGCAGGCGAGGGAGCAAUGCUUGGCAGGUGAACAAUGCCAUAACGCUUUCAACGGAAGGAACAUGAUGGAGUUAAAUACGUCAGCGGCCUGAAACCGUUCGACGAGCCCUGGUUUCCUUGGCGGCUUCCUUCGCUUCGAUCUCGAAU
This is a messenger RNA of Chlamydomonas reinhardtii, 1906 nucleotides long. RefSeq lists its product as uncharacterized. Bases 162 to 1550 code for a protein of 462 amino acids. The record is from RefSeq and is a predicted model, not a curated record. The transcript has 5 exons. NCBI's taxonomy places the organism in Eukaryota, Viridiplantae, Chlorophyta, Chlorophyceae, Chlamydomonadales, Chlamydomonadaceae.